This is a messenger RNA of Penicillium maclennaniae, 534 nucleotides long. RefSeq names its product acireductone dioxygenase (Ni2+-requiring). The record is from RefSeq and is a predicted model, not a curated record. Bases 1 to 534 code for a protein of 177 amino acids. Gene Ontology annotation, molecular function: acireductone dioxygenase [iron(II)-requiring] activity. The transcript has 3 exons. NCBI's taxonomy places the organism in Eukaryota, Fungi, Ascomycota, Eurotiomycetes, Eurotiales, Aspergillaceae.
AUGAGGGCAUACUGGUAUGAUAACAAGCCGGGCGACCAGCGCGAGCCUCAUGACUCCGGCAAGGCCGUCUCUGAAGACAAGCUCGCUUCUCUAGGCGUCUUGUAUCACCACUGCCCAUCCAUCGAAGCCGUCGACAAGCUCGCCGCGGAGCGGGGCUACAAGAAUCGCGACGAAGUGUGCGUUUCACCUGCGACGAUGGGCGAGGUGUACGAGGAGAAAGUCAAGUCGUUCUUUGCCGAGCAUCUGCAUGAAGAUGAGGAGAUCCGAUACAUCCUCGACGGUGAGGGAUACUUUGAUGUCCGCGGCGUGGAUGAUGAGUGGAUUCGAAUCUGUCUGGUCAAGGAUGAUAUGAUCAUUCUGCCCGCGGGUAUUUAUCAUCGUUUCACGACGAAUGAGCAAAAUUAUGUUAAGGCGAUGCGUCUUUUCCAGGAUGAGCCUAAGUGGACACCGCUGAACCGCGGUGCCGAAGUUGAUGUCAACCCUCACCGAAAGUCGUAUGUUGAUGCGGUGCUCAAGCCUGCUGCGAUGGCUUAG